GCGCUCCGCCAGCCCUCUUAAUCUAUAUGUAAUCUGUCGGGUUUGCAACCCAUCUUUCCUUCAUAAUUCCAUCUUCCUCUCUUCUUCCUUAACCACAUCACUCAUAUACAAUCAAUAUGUCCGCUCCUACAGGUGAUAUCGGCCUCAUCGGUCUCGCCGUCAUGGGUCAAAAUCUGAUCCUCAACAUGAACGACAAAGGCUUUACCGUUGUUGCUUACAACCGUACUACCAGCAAAGUCGAUGAUUUCCUCGCCAACGAGGCAAAAGGCACCAAUGUCCAGGGCGCGCACUCCAUUCAGGAGCUCUGCGCCAAACUCAAGCGCCCUCGCAAGAUCAUCCUUCUUGUAAAGGCCGGUCCUGCCGUCGACAGCUUCAUUCAGCAACUCGAGCCCUACUUAGAGAAGGGCGAUAUCAUCAUCGAUGGUGGUAACUCCCACUACCCUGAUUCCAUCCGCCGCACACAGGAGCUUGAAGCCAAGGGCCUCCUUUUCGUCGGCUCUGGUGUCUCUGGCGGUGAGGAGGGUGCCCGUCAUGGUCCCUCACUCAUGCCUGGUGGUUCAACCGCUGCCUGGCCCGCCAUUAAGCAGAUCUUCCAGAAAACCGCUGCUCAGGUCAACGGUGAACCCUGCUGUGACUGGGUAGGCGAGACUGGUUCUGGUCACUACGUCAAGAUGGUUCACAAUGGUAUCGAAUACGGUGACAUGCAGCUGAUCGCUGAGGCCUAUGACAUCCUCAAACGUGGCCUUGGUAUCCACGAGAGCGAGAUUGCUGAUAUCUUCACCACCUGGAACAAGGGUGUCCUUGACUCCUUCCUCAUCGAGAUUACUGCCAACAUUCUCAAAUUCAAUGACGACGACGGUGUUCCCCUCGUUACCAAAAUCCUUGACAAGGCUGGUCAGAAGGGUACCGGAAAAUGGACAGCCAUUGCCGCCCUUGACGCUGGCACUGCCGUUACGCUCAUCGGUGAGGCUGUGUUCGCACGUUGCUUGUCUGCUAUCAAGGAUGAGCGCGUGCGCGCCAGCAAAGUCAUCAAUGGCCCCCAAAAGGAACCCUUCCGCGGCGACAAGCAACAGUUCAUUGAUGACCUUGAACAGGCGUUGUAUGCCUCCAAGAUCAUUUCUUACACUCAGGGCUUCAUGCUCAUGAGGGAGACUGCUAAGGAGUUGAGCUGGAACUUGAACUACGCUGGUAUCGCCCGUAUGUGGCGAGGUGGAUGCAUCAUCAAGAGUGUGUUCCUUGGUGACAUCACUUCCGCUUACGAGAAGAAAGAGGACCUCGAGUCUCUGCUCUUCGAUGACUUCUUCAACAAGGCUGUCCACAAAGCACAACCUGGCUGGAGGCGUGUCAUCGCUCAGGCCGUCCUUUGGGGCAUUCCCACCCCCGCUUUCUCGACUGCCCUUGCCUUCUUCGAUGGUUACAGGAGCGAAGUUGUCCCCGCCAACCUCCUCCAGGCUCAGCGUGAUUACUUUGGUGCACACACCUUCCGUGUGGUGUCCGGGAAGGAGAACCCCCGCCUACCCCAAGGCCAGGACAUCCACAUUAACUGGACUGGCCGUGGAGGCAAUGUCUCUGCCAGCUCGUACUCUGCUUAAAGGUGUACAUGAAACACCAACCUUGCCCUGUCUUAAUAGAUUUUAUUCUGCAUUGCUUUUUGUAUGCAACUGUAUUUCGGGUGCACUAUUAGUAUGAUACGUAACGUGUUGUGGGAGUAGCAAAAUAAAUCAAUGACUGACCCUUCAUGAUUUUGGCA
Suillus paluster is the source of this 1750-nucleotide messenger RNA. RefSeq names its product 6-phosphogluconate dehydrogenase. Gene Ontology annotation, biological process: pentose-phosphate shunt, oxidative branch; pentose-phosphate shunt. Gene Ontology annotation, cellular component: cytosol. Lineage: Eukaryota; Fungi; Basidiomycota; Agaricomycetes; Boletales; Suillaceae. The coding region runs from base 117 to 1592 and encodes 491 amino acids. The transcript is spliced from 11 exons. The record is from RefSeq and is a predicted model, not a curated record. Gene Ontology annotation, molecular function: phosphogluconate dehydrogenase (decarboxylating) activity; NADP binding.